Mytilinidion resinicola is the source of this 1930-nucleotide messenger RNA. RefSeq lists its product as uncharacterized. The record is from RefSeq and is a predicted model, not a curated record. The transcript has 4 exons. The coding region runs from base 232 to 1731 and encodes 499 amino acids. Lineage: Eukaryota; Fungi; Ascomycota; Dothideomycetes; Mytilinidiales; Mytilinidiaceae.
GAGAGGAUUGCAGGGUUUCGGUAUACUUACACUUUUUUGCCACUGAUUGGGGUGCCUCGAUAUAUUUCGCAAAAGAAACUGGACACAAUGUGAGAUUUGGUACAACCGGAUCGAGCAAUAACUCCAAUAAGAAGCGCGGGAGUGGACUCAAAAAGGGACAACGCAUUCACUGCAAUUCCCCAAAUAUUGGAAAUAUAUUGAAGCACCCCAAACUGUGACAGUUAACGGUAAAUGGCUGAUAUCUUGGCUUUGUGGUCUUCUAACCUUUCGCGAUAUGGUCAUUCUUUUACUAACCAAUCUAAGGCUGGUCUCGCUGCAUACUUCAUGUCUCUCGAGGCAGUCGCAAAGGAAGAACCAGGUGACGUAUUCUCUGCCAGGUCAAUCAAACAGUAUCUCGUACGGCAUUCACGAGAGUUACAUCAGCCAGGGCAAGCUGUAACGCCGUCUGAUUUGAAUGAACUCCAAUAUACUCCACCGACCUCUUGCAAUGCUGCCUACAAUCGGGCACCAGAAGGUAUCUGCGCUAGCAAAUUCGAGAAGCGAGGCCUCCAUAUUCUGGCAAAUGCGAAACGAGAGGGCUCUUUGGUGUCGUUUCAGACCGACAUUCCCACUGCACUACCUUCGGGCUUCCCAUCGCUCAAUGUUACGGAGAUUCCGAUUAUGUCAAGUGGGACAUUGAUAGCUACAGCUUUCGACCAUGGUGAAUUUGGUCUCGCCUGUACCCCGACGUCAGCAAUAGCACUAUCGUCCUCCACCAGCUCGAUAUCGUCCAGGUCAGGCACCACGUCUCCGUCAAAGUCAGCCCAAUCGCCGGAUUCAUUGGUGUUUCAAGUAUCAUCAACAGCAGCAGCUCCGCCUUCUACGUCCUCGGCGUCCUCCAGAUCUUCCAGGUCUUCGAAGUCCUCCGCUUCCUCCACCGCAUCCAUAGCGUCUCAGCCAAAGCCAUUCUCAUCACUAAGAUCAUCGACCGCGGCAACUCCGAUCACAUCUUCUAUGUCGCCGAGCCUACCUCCCAAACCGACAUAUAAACCUGUAGAGGGCCCCCUAUCAUGCAACGAUGACAAAAUGAGCACGUGCCAACACGGAUCUGUCAAACCAAACCACAUCGACGAAACCGCCAAGGAAAUAUGCACACAACUGCAAAACAAGGAUUUCUAUCCUAAUAAUACUCGAAUCAACGGUUACAGAGCUCACGAAGGAGUGAGCUACAACUUCUUCGUUGAGUGGGACAUGGGAUGUAUGAGUGAGACCAGACACCACUUCGAUGACAAUCUUGCAGUCUGUGAGGACAUGUUCAAAGCUACGGUAUUCAACUGCCCAAAUAAUCAAGGUAGCGGUGGAAACCACACCGAAGGGUGCGUACGACUUGGUUUUGAGCCCACCUGUAUGGACUCUCCGCCACCGAAGAUUACUGAGGGCCCACUGGUGUGUAAUGAGAAGAGAGCUUGCCCCACCGAUGCCCAAAGCGAGUCAGUAGAUUACGUCGCCCGGUCGUUGUGCGACUCGAACUACAAAAACAACGAAUUAUUCACACCCAAGGAUGGACGAUGGGAGGGCAAUACAACCAAAAUUACUGCAUGGGGUGCUCCGACCCUAUACACUGCUUAUAUGGAGUGGGACACGAGCUGUACGGCUGAAACGGAGCACAAACUUGACGCAGAUGCCGAGCACUGCAUGCAGAUGCUAACGGGGCCUUACCAUAACUGCACAAACGGGGGAUUUGGUGAGUGAGUAAUUCCAUUUCCUUUCGGGCCUGUCUUCUUCUAAUCGCGCAUGGUUAUAGGAGGCUACCGCCCAGAAGGCUGCGUCAAAUUCGGCAUUGACGUCACCUGUGACAUGAAGUUAGGCGAAGGUCCUCUCCAAUGCAACCCGGCCUGGAACUGCUACGACGCGAUCCACGAAUCAUACGUUUUGAAGGCGCUGACAGAAU